This is a messenger RNA of Podospora pseudocomata, 2096 nucleotides long. RefSeq lists its product as uncharacterized. Gene Ontology annotation, molecular function: oxidoreductase activity; zinc ion binding. Bases 987 to 1997 code for a protein of 336 amino acids. The record is from RefSeq and is a predicted model, not a curated record. Gene Ontology annotation, cellular component: mitochondrion. The transcript is spliced from 3 exons. NCBI's taxonomy places the organism in Eukaryota, Fungi, Ascomycota, Sordariomycetes, Sordariales, Podosporaceae.
GGAAGAGGGGUCGAUGUGGAGGUAGAGGCACUCGUCCCCGUUGGAGCAGUAGCCGUUGCGGACGAAGAAGUUGCAUUCGGGCAUCUUGCGGAGGUUGUACUCGUGGAGGAACUCGCAGGUUAGGCCCUUUUUGCAGAGGCCGCGGAGCCAGUGUUUGCAGACUAGGGAACCGAAGCCGCCAGUGUUGUUGUUGUUGUUGGGUUGGGAUUGUUGUUGGUCGCCUGAGGGGGGGUUGCUGCUGGGUGGGGGGAGGGAGUGUUGGUAGGUUUUUUGGAGGAAGGGGGUGAAGGUGAAGGUGUAGGGGUGGGUGUGUGGGUUAGGAGUUGUUGGGCUGGGGGCGGGAGGAACGCCAUGGUGAUGGUGGGUGGUGAUCUUUGCGAUCAGUUAUUAUUGUGGUGGUGAGGGAGUGGCCGUUAUGGACGAUCUAUUGUUGGUAGUUUGUGCUCUGGUCGCUUCGUUGUUUUGUGCAACUUGUUGUGUUGGUUUCGUUCGAUAUUUCGAGGGCCGCCGCGGUGGGUGCAAAUUUCUUCGUUGAACAGUUGCGCGAAAAAUGGUGGUUCAAAAGUUGGAAAAAAGCCAAGUUUGGUCUUCAAGGUUCGCAAGCAACGGCGCGUCUGGCGAUAAGAUGGAUCGACGUCGCUUCCUCACCGAGAGCUCCGCGGUGUGCAGCCAAUCAGCCGCCGGAAUCCACAACCUCGGUUCGGCCCCUGCCCCGCGAACUGAACCCUGGCAAAGCCGUCUUACCAAUGAAUCAGGGACCAUUGACAGGACGACGGCGAUGGAAGACCAUUUCCGAGGUUCUUUUUUGAUCAAGUAUUUAGCGUAGCAUUGGUGUCUUUUAUAUAUAUAUAACAUCCUCCCACAGCGACUCUAAUACUACUUCUUGCUUACAUUUCGGAUACCAUUCCUUCGUCUUGCUCCUGUUUGCCCCCGCGACCUCACCUUGCCCCCCCGUGCACGUGCCUGUUCGUCUUACAUCUACAAUCAUGAAGGGAAUCCAAGUGUCAGCCUAUGUCAAGGCUCCUGGUGAGCUCAAGGUCACAGAGCUUGCUGAUCCCAAGCCUGCCGCAGACGAGUACCUCAUCGAAGUCCACGCCGCGGCAACCAACUUCUUUGAUAUCCUGCAAAUUCAGGGCAAAUACCAGCACCAACCUCCUUUCCCAUGGGUUUCUGGUGCUGAAUUCGCCGGAGUCGUGCUGGCCACGCCUUCCGGGUCCAAGAACCCCAAGUUCCCCGUCGGCUCCAAGGUCUUCGGAGCCACCCAGGGGUCAUAUGCCACCAAGUGUGUCGCAAAGGAGGUUUCCAUGCUUCCCGUACCCAAGGGAUGGUCUUUCAACCAGGCUUCCGGUCUGUUCGUAACAGCCCCCACCAGCUACGGCGCCCUCGUCCUCCGUGCUGGCGUCAAGGCGGGUGAUUACGUUCUUGUCCACGCCGCUGCCGGUGGUGUCGGUCUUGCUGCUGUUCAAGUCGCCAAGGCAUACGGCGCGACAGUCAUCGCCACGGCGGGCACUGCCCGCAAGCUGGAGGUUGCCAAGUCCUUUGGCGCUGAUCAUGUCGUUGACUACCGCGAUGAGAACUGGCCCCAGAUUGUCAAGAAAUUGACGCCCAAGGGCCGUGGUGUUGACAUUGUCUAUGACCCUGUCGGCAUGGUUGACAAGAGUACUAAGUGUAUCGCUUGGAACGGCCGCAUUCUCAUUGUUGGCUUUGCCGCUGGUACUAUCGAGAAGGUGGCUAUGAACAAGGUCUUGCUCAAGAAUAUCAGCUUGGUCGGUAUUCACUGGGGCAUGUAUGAGAAGAUGGAGACUAAAUCGGUCCCCAAGGUGUGGGAGGGCAUCAUGAAGUUGAUUGCCGAGGGCAAGUUCAAGGGAACUGAGUUCACAGACAAGGAGUUUGUCGGACUCGAGUCUGUGCCAGAUGCGCUCAAGGCGCUCGGGAGCAGGGAAACCUGGGGCAAGGUUGUUGUCAAGAUUCCCCAGGAGGGACAAAACAAGUUGUAAUUUUUCUGAAUUGUAUGUAGCGAUGCCAUGUUUAAUGAAAAAAGGGGUGCUCAUACAACCCUAACCCCCAUAGUAAUUGACUGCUUAUUCACCCUCCGA